GUGCACAGGGCGAUCCCACUUUUUUCGCUUGAUCUACCCUUAUCAGUUUCAUUGAUCCAGUGAUAGUUUUGCAGCUCGCGCUUUCCCCUCAAAUACUCUCACACGCCUCGCAAAAAUGAGCGACUCCAAGGCUCAAAAGUCCGCCUACGGCACUCCAUCUUCCGACACUGCUUUUCGCAAGACCUGGGAUCGUGAAGCGUAUAACGAAAAAGCCGCUGUUGACGCAGCCAAAGCGAAAGCCGAAUCCAAAGCUCGUUAUGAGGCCAAACUUCUGGGCAAGAAAUACCACGCGCCAGUUGACUACAGCACCCUCGAGGCUACAACGUCGCGUACCCAGAGACUCGAUGUCGCGUCGCUGGUAGGGAAGACAACCAUUGUACCAGCGGGCGCAGCCGUUGGCAAACGUGGCCGUGGAGCUGGAUUCUACUGUUCUGACUGCGACCUUACGUUCAAAGACAAUAUACAACUGGUGGAGCAUUUGAAUAGCAAGCAACACUUGAUCGCGACUGGUCAAAGUGGAGAGGUUGUAAGAGCCGGCGUUGAAGAUGUUCGACUGAGACUGAGAAUGCUGUCACACAAACGGAGAAUGGAGGCUGAAGAGGAAAGAAAAGCAGGAGAGCUUGACCUCAACCAAAGACUUAAGAUCAGAGAGGAAGAAGAAGAAAGGGAGAGAGAGGAGAGGAGAAGGAAGCGGAAUGAAAAGAGGCGUAAAACUGGAAAAAAUGGAGAGAAUGGGAUUAAACAAGAGGAUUCUUGGGAGGGCCGGCUUGGAAUUAUAUCUUGAACGUUGGAAUCGAGAAGCAGCCGAAGGCAUGAUAUUCGAACUAAUUACUCUACGACGAUUAAGGUCAUAUGCCUAUGAAUUCCCACGCUAACUUUAAAUAUCGACACCGGGGUAUGAUCCAAGAACGCCAAAACCAUAACUUUCAAUCGAUGCAUUCGAUCUCCUCGAGUACGGACAUUGCUCGUCCGCCUUCUCUCUCGAAAAGGCUGACCAUCCUCUCGCACUCGUUCCGGAGCUUCGAUUCUCCUUUCUUAGCA
Coccidioides immitis RS is the source of this 1041-nucleotide messenger RNA. RefSeq names its product C2H2 finger domain-containing protein. The coding region runs from base 116 to 784 and encodes 222 amino acids. Gene Ontology annotation, cellular component: spliceosomal complex; U4/U6 x U5 tri-snRNP complex. NCBI's taxonomy places the organism in Eukaryota, Fungi, Ascomycota, Eurotiomycetes, Onygenales, Onygenaceae. Gene Ontology annotation, molecular function: nucleic acid binding; zinc ion binding. The transcript has a single exon. The record is from RefSeq and is a predicted model, not a curated record. Gene Ontology annotation, biological process: mRNA splicing, via spliceosome.